CUAUACCUGAAUCUCGAAUAUCCUUAGCCCCUCUCACAUCAGCAAUCAGUCCUUCUCCUCACCUGAUCUUGUUGGUCAGAUAAAACUAUCGGAAACAUUCUGGCCUUGGUGGAGUUGAACAACUACUCAUUGAACUAAAAUAACUUUUUUCAACGUUCAAGCCAAAGCAACCCAGCAACAUAAAACUUGUUCAGAAGACCUUCACGAGAAGACCUGUCAGUCCCCGAAUCAGUCUGGAAACAUCAUCUCUAACUAGCCUCCAGGCUGGCGCUCUGCGAGGCUAAUUCAACAACAUGGAACCAUUCGCAUCGAUCAACGCGGCUAUUUCAAAAGGCCAACAAAGUCAGGAAGACAUCGAACUCAACACCUUCGAAGCAUUGGAUAGAGGUUUCGCAUCAGCGGAAGAGAAACAUGGUCAACUGCUUGAUUACAACUGGCGGGAUUCAAUCACCUCUAAGGACCCACAAAACCAUCCUGACAACUUCCCGCGGUUGAUAUACUCUCGUCGUACAACCUACGAAGAGAAAGACUGGUUACCUUACGACCAGCUGUUUUCCCUUAUCAACGAAGAGACCGUGUACCAGGAGCUAUCUCGAUCACUAAAGGACCAGAAAGGAACAUCCGCCUCAUGGGGACCUCACAACAGUGGUCUCCGCCGCAUAGCCAAAGAGGUCUGCAAGCCGAUUGACCUUCCCGGCCAGCAUAAGAGAUCAUUCAAAUCAUCGAGAAGGGGAAUUUUCGCAGCUCUGUGUUUAAUGAAGGACCACGGCCCGAACCUGCUGGAAGAAAUCUUAGCUUUCCUUGAUAGUGGCAUCAAGGACUCGGAUUUGCCUUUAGCUUCGGACGAGGGACAAAACUCGACUGGAGCUUUCGAACUCUCAAGGGCCAUUGACCCGUCCCGAAAGCCACUGAUUUCCCGCGGCUGGAAUCAUAAUACCCUCAAUCUCUUCAAGGUGUAUCAGACCUGGGUAACAUCGCCAUUCUUCGAUCUGAGCCAGAAGGAGGUCCCGUUCUACGAUCUCGCACCGACUGAUGUGCUGCCAUUUGUAAAGGAAGACAACAACGCACUCAAAACUGAUUGGGGAUAUCACGGCACUGUGCGAAAGGUCCAGAUUCAUCCAUCUCAUCAUAAUUAUCGCGGG
Messenger RNA from Cryphonectria parasitica EP155, 1142 nucleotides. RefSeq lists its product as uncharacterized. NCBI's taxonomy places the organism in Eukaryota, Fungi, Ascomycota, Sordariomycetes, Diaporthales, Cryphonectriaceae. The record is from RefSeq and is a predicted model, not a curated record. The annotation marks the transcript as partial. The transcript has 2 exons.